This is a messenger RNA of Acytostelium subglobosum LB1, 606 nucleotides long. RefSeq lists its product as hypothetical. The transcript has a single exon. The coding region runs from base 1 to 606 and encodes 201 amino acids. Lineage: Eukaryota; Evosea; Eumycetozoa; Acytosteliales; Acytosteliaceae. The record is from RefSeq and is a predicted model, not a curated record.
AUGCUAAAGUACAACGCCACUCAAUGGUUCAUUGAGGAGUAUGACAAAGUUCACAACUAUCCAAUCAAUGAUCGACUACUGAUCCAAACGAUCAAAUACAACAAUGUAAAGGCAUUCAAUCAUCUACUCAACAUGGUAUUGCCUUCACAAGAUGACAACAACAACAUGCUUCGACAAGUACUCAAACAUGGCAAUGUGGACAUGCUCAACUUGUUCCUCGGUUUGAAUGCUCAGCGUACGGCAUCAUUCAGCAUCAACGAUCUAAUGCGAGCCAUCGACACUGGCAACGUUGACUUUGUUCGUAUACUACUGCGACGUGGAUGUGUUGAUAGGGAGCCAUCUUAUUCCUACAAUCGAGAGGAUUAUAAGUUCAAAAGGUCACAUCAUGGCAUCAGUGUCACAAUGCUCAAGAUGUUGCAUGAAGAGUUCAAUCGACUUUACUACUCUGGUUAUUGGUUCCCGGGCUGCAUCAUCAUAUCCAACGAUGCUUUGGAGCAUUGUACUCGAUGCAACUUGGAUGAAAGUGUCAGGUACAUUGCCAACAUGCCUUACUUGUCUUUGUCAUCACAAUCUGUGAACUCAUCGUAUCAGAUGACCAGAGUUUGA